CCAUUAAUACGUGUAAUGGAAUAUAGCAAGGACACUAGGACAGACUAUAUCAGUAUAAAUUGGACUAUCCAAAAUGACUCCAAAGUCCAAACCUUAGCGUGAUAACCAGAGAAAACCAACAAAGAAACUCAGAAAUGGCUAUUCCAGUGAUUGAUCUGAAUCAAUUUCCAGACUCUGAAGAGUACAAAAAACUGAGGGAAGCAUCAGAGGAAUGGGGUUGCUUCAGGCUAGUCAACCACAAGAUCCCAUUGUCUCUCAUGUCAGAGAUGAAGAUGGUGGUCAGAUCUCUUCUUGAUCUGCCCAUGGAGAUUAAGAAGAACAACACUGAUGUCAUAGCUGGCAGUGGCUACAUGGCGCCCAGCAAGGUCAACCCUCUCUAUGAGGCUUUGGGUCUCUAUGACUUGGGAUCAUCUCAGGCUGUGCAGACCUUUUGCUCUCAGUUGGAUGCUUCUUCCUACCAGAGAGAGGUGAUAGAGAAGUAUGCAGGAGCAAUUUAUGAGCAGAUAGUGGAUAUAGGGCAUAAGUUGGCAGAGAGUCUCGGUUUGAAGACCGGUUUUCUUAAUGGGUGGCCUUGCCAGUUCAGGAUAAACAAGUAUAAUUUCACUCCUGAAUCCGUUGGAUCUUGCGGAGUUCAGAUGCACACAGAUUCGAGUUUUCUGACAAUUCUUCAAGAUGAUGAAAAUGUUGGAGGUCUUGAAGUGAUGAGCAAGUCUGGUGCUUUUGUACCAGUUGAUCCUUGUCCAGGCACUCUCGUUGUCAAUCUUGGAGACAUUGCUAAGGCUUGGAGCAAUGGGAGGCUGUGCAAUUUGAAGCACAGAGUUCAAUGCAGGGAGGCCACCAUUCGAGUCUCCAUUGCUACCUUUCUGUUGGGACCAAAGGAGGAAGCAUUGGAAGCUCCUCCAGAAUUUGUUGAUUCGGAGCAUCCGCGUCUCUAUGUCCCUUUCACUUAUGAUGAUUUCAGAAAGCUCAGAGUCUCCAAAAAAUUGCAUGCUGGUGAAGCUCUAGAACUUGUGCGCAUCAAGUCUUAAUUGACUGAUAUGAUCCAAGCUAGUUGGCAUAUGUCAGCCUGCCUCUUAGAAGUUGACUAAAUAAUCCAUUGUAGACCGUACCUGUAUUAACGGUACUUGUCUAAUUAUGAAUGGUCAAGUCAGAUUGGUUC
Messenger RNA from Rosa rugosa (rugosa rose), 1159 nucleotides. RefSeq names its product 2-oxoglutarate-dependent dioxygenase DAO-like. Gene Ontology annotation, molecular function: indole-3-acetaldehyde oxidase activity; dioxygenase activity. Bases 135 to 1028 code for a protein of 297 amino acids. Gene Ontology annotation, biological process: auxin catabolic process. The transcript has 3 exons. The record is from RefSeq and is a predicted model, not a curated record. NCBI's taxonomy places the organism in Eukaryota, Viridiplantae, Streptophyta, Magnoliopsida, Rosales, Rosaceae.